AUGGAGGUUGCGGUCAAAAGAUGUUCACUUUCUGGUUCAGACAGUGAUUCUGAAAAACUAUCGCAGGAGUUCCGCACUGAAGUUGAGGUUCUAAGGAAUAUCGACCACAGAAACGUAGUAAAGCUGAUUGGAUAUUGCACUGAAAAACGAGAGAUGAUUUUGGUCUAUGAGUACAUGCCUAAUGGAAGCCUUGAUAAAUAUAUUUAUGGCAUGAGAAAGGAGUUGGUUUUUGACUGGCCAACACGCUUCCGUAUAAUAAAAGGCAUCGCUCAGGAUAUGAACCCUAAAAUAACUGAUUUCGGCACAGCUAGAGUUCUUGAUCCAGGUGCAGAAGAAGAGCACACAGACAUCCUCCUAGGCACAGUAGGUUAUUUGGCUCCUGAAUACUUGAUAGAGAGGAUCUACUCCAUCAAGAGCGACAUUUAUAGCUUUGGUAUUGUCCUUAUUGAGAUCAUUGCUGGGAAAAGGCUCGGGAAUUAUGGAAAGAAGGAAGAUCAACUGAGCUUAUGGAUCCACAGCUACCCACGGACGAUCACAAAGAUGAGAUAG
Messenger RNA from Panicum virgatum (switchgrass), 549 nucleotides. RefSeq names its product cysteine-rich receptor-like protein kinase 15. The coding region runs from base 1 to 549 and encodes 182 amino acids. Gene Ontology annotation, molecular function: protein kinase activity; ATP binding. Gene Ontology annotation, biological process: protein phosphorylation. NCBI's taxonomy places the organism in Eukaryota, Viridiplantae, Streptophyta, Magnoliopsida, Poales, Poaceae. The transcript is spliced from 5 exons. The record is from RefSeq and is a predicted model, not a curated record.